Molecule: messenger RNA, 1740 nt
Organism: Protopolystoma xenopodis
Lineage: Eukaryota; Metazoa; Platyhelminthes; Monogenea; Polystomatidea; Polystomatidae
Source: the annotation of a GenBank genome assembly
AUGUCGCUCUCAAAUUUUAGUGUGGAGCAAUCUUUGAGUAGUCUCAUUCUCCCGCCUCUUCCAGAGCCGGCUGGCCCCCAUGUGCAAGCCGAAACAGGCGUUUCCUCUCAUUCGCCUCUUGAACCUAGCUCACCCUCUAGACUCUGUCAUGAUUCAUCUGAGGCGCAUCCAUCUCAAUCUACUGAGCAGGAAGCUCUGCCUGAGGAUGUGGAAGUCUGUAAUAAGCCAAUUAAAUCAAGUAGUAACCUGUUGUCUCGCCUCAUCUCUUGCUCUCCUAAGCGAUUGCCUAGCGUGGUAACUCAGCACCGUCUUUUUAUCUGCAUGGACUCUAAUCGAAAACAGCUGGCUCUCUCUUCUGGCGCCUUUGCUGUUGUCUUAUCUGCUAUAGAAGCUCUAAAAGCUUCGGGCCAACUUAGGAAUUCUUCCGUAAAUUUAGAGACGCCCUUAAACCAGGCUAAUAUUCAAGAAUCCCGAGACGUAACCAAGACUUUUGAUAAUCGCCUCAAUGCAUUGGAGGGCGGCCACCUCGAGACGGGGGAUGAGGUUUCACCUGGCAUGCCUGAGAACGGCAACGUAAAGGAUUUAAUGGAAUUACUCUCAAAAUUUCUGCUCCCGAACAAGGGACCCAGCAAUGGUGAGGCGUUUUCUGCUCCUACCGAACCCAAACGCAUAUGUCUUUCUACUCCAAUCUCGACUGAUUCAUCUGCAAAUGUGAGACCUGUUCUCUUGCCUACCGGACACCGAAGUGAUGAUACUUGCCAUUCAAUGGGUGGUCCGACUUCCAAGUCUCAAUCUUUUAGCUUGGUAUCAUCUUCUUAUGACCAGGAUUGCGAGGACGAAUCCAUAUCGAUCGCCUCUGGUGCCUUGGCCAGUUCCGAAACCUCUUUGCUGACUUCCUCCAUUUCGACGAUGGGGAACAGUACAUCUACUUCAAUGCCAAAGACGCUUCUUCCUUUGCCUUCGGAUACCGCUUCUCUCGCUUCUGUCUCUUCCGUGCUCGUAAAACCUUCUGGAGGCGAAGAAAUCUUUGAUGCUUACUCGUUGCUCGAACGUCAGGAGAAGGAAGAGCGUGAGGAACGCCAGGCGAAACGUCAGCUCUCCAUCUCUUCAAGCUCCAGCAGUAAGCUAGCCACAGCUCCAAAAACGCGCCGUCUUUCUGCUCUAGCAGAUCUUUAUGGCUUAAAUGAACCUCCUCCACCACCCAUGGUGCAACAGUCAACGCAACAAUCCUCAAUCACGUCCCAUAGUUCAUGCGCUCCAUCCUCAUCCAUUUCUUCAGGCGGUCAGGAAUUUGCCUCAGCAGUCCAGUUAACAAACUCUCUGGGGGGCUAUACCUCUGCUGCGACUGGAUCAUUGGCUUCAAAUGUAUUUUUCACUUCUCCCACUCAACAUACAUCUCAGUCAUUGCAACAACAAUCGCAAUCGCAUCCGCCAUCUCAACAACAAUCUUCGCUUUCUGCUUUUUAUCCGCCUUGUUUACUUUACUACCAGCAGUCAAUGGCAAACCCAUUGUUGGCUGCCCAGGCAGCUACUAUAUCAUCCACUGUUCCAUCUACUGUUAUAACUACCGCCGCCACAACAUCAUCUUCAUUCCUUCCGGCUACUUCAUCACCUCAAGCAAUAUCAACCCUCUACCCUCCUGGGCUUGCCUAUUUUCCCAGAAUGUCAUCUCAACAGCCCCUCUAUUCUUCCUUUUCUGUUACCAGCGAGCCAGCACCGCCCGGAGUGCAGCCUAACUAG